Messenger RNA from Rhinolophus ferrumequinum (greater horseshoe bat), 1145 nucleotides. It is a transcript of the gene NDUFAF3, whose product is annotated as NADH:ubiquinone oxidoreductase complex assembly factor 3. The record is from RefSeq and is a predicted model, not a curated record. The transcript is spliced from 5 exons. The coding region runs from base 456 to 1010 and encodes 184 amino acids. Lineage: Eukaryota; Metazoa; Chordata; Mammalia; Chiroptera; Rhinolophidae. Gene Ontology annotation, cellular component: mitochondrial inner membrane. Gene Ontology annotation, biological process: mitochondrial respiratory chain complex I assembly.
CGGCGAGCGGGGGAAACCUGAGCAGUCCGCCCCGCCCUCGGAACCCGACGCCCCAAAGCCGGGAUUAGGGGCUUGGAGACGGGCACCACGCCCUAGCCAGGUGUUCGGGACUGGGCCAGGUGCGCGGCCGCCCCGCCCGGGCCCCCAAAGCCCUGUGUAACGGCUGAGAGCCGGCAGCCAGGCCGCGGCUGGGGCCCAGGCAGUGCCCUGAGGUCGACCCCACCGCCAGGUGUCUGGCUCCCCCAGGACGGUCUGCGGGGGCCCGGGGCGGGCGGGAAGCAGAUGCAGACACCGGAGCCGCGCUGGGGGACGCGCCUUUCUGGGACAGAUGGCACGGGCCGGCUCCCGCGCUGGGCCGGCCGGGCUGCGCGGCGCCCUCCGCGACGCAGGGGGCGCUGUAGCCGCGCUGUGCUGGGCUCCGCUACGACCCCGCUGACACUGCGCGCGGUUUCGCCAUGGUCUCCUCGUUCGUGCUUCGCGCCCUGUACCGAGCGCGACCCGCUCUCCGUUGUCCGCCAGCCGAUCUGCUAUGGGCCCCACGGCGUGGGCACCGGCUCACUCCCGCGGAUGACGAGCUGUAUCAGCGGACACGUAUCUCUCUGUUGCAACGCGAGUCCUCGCACACUAUGUACGUCGACAGCUAUAGCAGCCGCGGCUUCGUGGUCAACGGAAAUCGCGUGUUUGGGCCCUGCGCGCUUCUCCCGCACUCGGUGGUGCAGUGGAACGUAGGGUCCCACGAGGACAUCACGGAAGAAAGCUUCUCUCUCUUCUGGAUGCUGGAGCCGCGAAUAGAGAUUGUUGUGGUCGGCACUGGAGACCGGACUGAGCGGCUGCAGUCCCAGGUGCUGCGAGCCAUGAGGCAGCGGGGUAUCGCUGUGGAAGUGCAGGACACGCCCAAUGCCUGUGCCACUUUCAACUUCCUGUGUCAUGAAGGCCGAGUGACAGGAGCCGCUCUCAUUCCCCCACCUGGAGGGACAGUGUUCACAUCUCUGGCCCAAGCUGCAGCAUGAAUCCCAGGAACUGACCUGACCCUGGCACCUUUUGCAGACUGCAGGGGUCCCAGUGCUUUCAUUAGCCCCUCCCCGGUGGCACUGUGAUGCUUGUCUUUCUUGCCAGCAAGUUAAUAAUUUAAUGUAUUUCUCCCA